Messenger RNA from Penicillium canescens, 801 nucleotides. RefSeq lists its product as uncharacterized. NCBI's taxonomy places the organism in Eukaryota, Fungi, Ascomycota, Eurotiomycetes, Eurotiales, Aspergillaceae. The transcript has 3 exons. The record is from RefSeq and is a predicted model, not a curated record. The coding region runs from base 1 to 801 and encodes 266 amino acids.
AUGCCCAUCCCAACCCUCCAAACACUUACAUCAACCCUCAACACCCACUCCCGCGUAAACGUCGCUCUCAGUGCCUUCGCCCUUCUCACCUCUACGCUCCUCCUCCCAGCCGCAUAUCGCGAUUACAAAAUCUUCAAAUCCUACGGCCCAGGCGGCGUCCCAAACAACGCCCUAGGAUGGAUCCUUGUGCGCGUAUUCUUCCAGCCGUUCGGGCGCGAGAUGCUCAGUACGGACGAGUAUGUGCGGCGUAUUGCGGCGGCGGAGGGGCAUGGGAAGGGCGAUGAGGGGUUCUUGAUGUUGUCUGAGAGGAGGAAGGAGGGGAGGCCUGUUGUUGGGCCUCAUGUUGUGCCGCAGAGGCAGUUGACGCAGGUGCCGGAUGAGGUUGUUAUGGAGAAAUUCUGCGAUGUGUUCAAUGCCUUCGGUCUGCGCAACCAUCACCUUGUCAAACUAUCUCGCUCGAAUCUCGAGAAUCAUGUCCCGGCUCUCUUCUUUGCUGAUCAUAUUCCUUCGCCUGGGAUUUUGAAUGGCGAGAUUGCUCAUAUUCAUUCGGGGAAUGAUCACUCGGCACAUGUUAUCCUCGCGCCAGCUGAUUGCAUCAAAGUAAUCGAAGCAGGUUGGGGCCAGCGACACGCUUUCUCAGGCUCAUCGGCCAUGACGUACCUUUCCCUUGGUACCAGGCCAGACAUCCCAGCCGAAUAUCUUCUCAUCUAUGCGCCCCGGACAGAGGCGGAGAUCGAGACUGUUAUGCAGAUUAUUGCGGCGGCUGUCAAGUUUAUGACUGGGAGGGAGGAUGUUCGGUAG